AUGGAAUCAGACUCCUACGAAGAAUCUAUACGUGGCGGUGCAACUCAGUCACUACCCAUAUUCAUUCGCAUUCUCUCAAGCUUUGCCAUUACUGGAAUUUUCGACCCUGAAUUCGCGAUACCUGUGUCAUCUAAACCUCCUACAAGGGGAAAUUCUGGGCAUGAUGGGGGUCAACUACUCACAUGGGGUCUCCCUGACUGUAUUACCAUGAUGGAUGCCGAAGGCGCAACUACAUCGUGUACUUCGCUUGCGGACCUCGGUCUUGGUGACAGGAGCUCCCAGUGCGCGUACGAAGCAUGUAAUUUGAUCGACGAGAACCCCGAAGUCGACACACUUCAGAACACUCAGAACUCGAUGGAAGCCACUGAGCCCUGGACUGCUUCAUCGGAGCCAUCACUGUCAACAGAAUACGAUGAAUGCUCGCGAGUGAGCAACGAGAUCUUAUCAAGGUUGAGAAGCGAAAUCAGCCAGCGGCGAACAGGUCAGGGUUCAUAUCCACAACAAGGGACCUCUCAACUCACAGACGAAUGCUUUGCAUUAUUCGGCCCGAGCAGCCUGAAGAAGUUCACGCAAGAGUACUGGAGCACUUGGUACAUCCACUGGCCGGUGUUACACCGGGCGACCUUCCAGAUCUCAAUAGCAUCAACUGGCCUGGUCGCUAGCCUCGUGCUUCUGGCUGCCAGCUAUUCACCCGACGCGGCCACACGAGAGCUUGCUCGGUACUGGGCUGACGCUGUAGAGGCGAUGGUGUUUGAGGACGAGUUUUUCGGAAGCAACACGGUAUAUUCCGCCCUGAACGGGGCUUGUCUGGAAAAGCGACUGCGAGCACUGCAGGCUGCACAUGCCAUGUGCAUAUAUCAGACAUUCGAGGGCAACCAUGCCGCACGACGAAGGAUAAGGCGGGGUCGUUUCAAUGAGGUUGUUGCUAUGGCACGGGAACUUGGCUUCCAGAAUGGUCGGCACACGGACCUGCAAUAUGUGACAGAGGACACUUUUGAUUGGAAAGAAUUCAUUUUGAAAGAGGAGCUCAUUCGCACUCUUACAUAUAUGGUCGUUCUCGACAGCGGAUUCAUCAUCAUCUAUAACUCGGUACCGAGGGUCAUGGUGCCAGAGAUACAGGCAGACUUGGUCUGUCCAGAAGCCUGUUUCCAGGCCACUACUGAGUCAGAAUGUCUCCAUCACCUUCUCGCCUGGAUCUCACAUCCACUGUGGAAAGGACGGCGCAUGUCCAUUGCAGAUGCAGUUCAAGUAUUGAGUCGGAACGACUUGGACUCUGAAACACAGCAGAUGUUCACACAAUUCGGGGACCUGAAUCUGUUUGUACUUACCUCAGCCUUGCACUCGACCGUCUUCUACAUACGAAACUCGAUCUUUCCAUUCGAUCAAGCCUCGGCUGUGUUGAACAUAAUGCGUAAUUGGAGGAGGAUAUGGAUGUUGCGCGAGUUAAUGAGAUUUCAAGAACUCUUCGGCACUCCCGCUCAGCCAUUGGAGAACGGCAGUGUUCAAGGAGAACGGUGGAAGCAAACCGGCUUCAUGAAAGACGCUUUACAAUUCUGGCUACUCGCACAAGUCAUGCUUGACAGUAAGAAUUCUGGACGCCUUGACAAACGCUCAGGUUCCAGCGAUAAUAGUUCCCCCUGCCAGUUUGAUCAGCCAAGUAUGAGGGAUCUCAAACGAUACCUUGGCAAGUUGGGUGGAAUUUCAACAUGA
Exophiala bonariae is the source of this 1710-nucleotide messenger RNA. RefSeq lists its product as uncharacterized. NCBI's taxonomy places the organism in Eukaryota, Fungi, Ascomycota, Eurotiomycetes, Chaetothyriales, Herpotrichiellaceae. Gene Ontology annotation, biological process: regulation of transcription by RNA polymerase II; DNA-templated transcription. Gene Ontology annotation, molecular function: zinc ion binding; DNA-binding transcription factor activity, RNA polymerase II-specific; RNA polymerase II cis-regulatory region sequence-specific DNA binding. The transcript is spliced from 4 exons. Gene Ontology annotation, cellular component: chromatin. Bases 1 to 1710 code for a protein of 569 amino acids. The record is from RefSeq and is a predicted model, not a curated record.